UAUCAGAGGAGUUAACCGAUGGAAUAUUCAGUAUAUUCGAGAUGAGUACUAAGUACCGUAAUGACUAUCAGCGUCUAGGUUCAGAUAAAGAAGAUAACGUUUAUGACUGGACCUCAGAAAGGGGAUAUUUGAAUAAUGAGGAUUCAGACAAUAUCGUACCAAGGAGAUCGAAAGAGGCAGGCAUGCACUCAGGAUUAACGUUUAUUCUGGAUGCUCAUGUCGAUAACUAUUACUGUUCCUCUACUGGGAGUGCAGGUUUCAAGGUAUUGGCGACAUCACCGAUAGAUACACCAAUAGUAGGAGAAUAUGCGCACCUAUUGAGUCCUGGUGUAGAAGCAAGAUUUUUUGUAGAUCCAGUAAUAGUUGCAGCACAAGAAUCUCUUAAAAAUGUACAAAUAGAGAAGAGAAGAUGCUAUUUUGACGGCGAAAAGGUUCUUUCGCAUUAUAGGCAUUACUCUAAAUCGAACUGUAAGCUAGAAUGCGAAAUGAACGAAACAUGGGCACAGUGUCAAUGUGUAGAUUACUAUAUGCCAAGGCUUCCAAGUGAAAAAUAUUGUAAAGAUAAGCAGCUGCCAUGUGUGAACAAAAUAAGAAGACAGCUUGUCGAACAUGACAAAUGCAAGUGCUACAGUGCAUGCUAUGAUAUUUCUUAUGGAAUUACAAAAUCAUACGGAAAAAUACUACCGUACGAUUUUAGAAAGCAAAUCAAUACUCCGAUAAAUGUUACACCGGAAUCUACGACUAUAGUUCACUUCUUUUUCAUGAAGAGUAGUUACAAUAUACUGACCAAAUCAGAAUUAUUUGCGUUCACAGAUAUAGUUAGUAAUAUCGGAGGUUUGUUAGGACUUUUUAUGGGCUUUAGUAUAAUGAGCAUAGUGGAAAUAAUUUACUUUCUAAGUUUGAGAUUAUGGUGCAAUUACCACAAAGAAAAAAAUAUAGAAAAAAGCAAAAAUGUAUUUUACAAUAAGGACUACGGCACCGUAUCUGUGGAGUCUUGAAAUUCUGUUUCUAAUUGUAAACUAUAUUAAGCCCAUCAAAUAGAUGUGAAACUGUGCACUGUAUUUUUGGUAUUCAUUUCAUAGGAUAGUACUAUGC
This is a messenger RNA of Acanthoscelides obtectus, 1095 nucleotides long. Lineage: Eukaryota; Metazoa; Arthropoda; Insecta; Coleoptera; Chrysomelidae. The record is from the annotation of a GenBank genome assembly.